Molecule: messenger RNA, 2973 nt
Organism: Harpegnathos saltator (Jerdon's jumping ant)
Lineage: Eukaryota; Metazoa; Arthropoda; Insecta; Hymenoptera; Formicidae
Gene: Gdh
Product: glutamate dehydrogenase, mitochondrial
Exons: 8
Coding region: 1-1671 (556 amino acids)
Biological process (GO): L-glutamate catabolic process
Cellular component (GO): mitochondrion
Molecular function (GO): L-glutamate dehydrogenase (NAD+) activity
Source: RefSeq, a predicted model, not a curated record
AUGUUUCACGUGCGAGGUCUCGCGCGCUCGUCGAUCGCCCUGAAGCAGGCACCGUGUAACGAUGUUCUGCGAGGCAUGUUGGCGCGUGUUGUACCGGCUGCCAUGCAGGCAAACUCCCGUGGAUACGCCGACCAUCAGGUCCCGGAACGGCUCAAGGACGUGCCGACGGCGCCGAAUCCCAAGUUCUUCGACAUGGUGGAGUACUUCUUCCAUCGCGCUUGCCAGAUCGUCGAGGAGAAGCUGGUCGAGGAUGUCGGCAAGCGGUCACGGCUGUCCGUGGAGGAGCGCAAGAAAAAGGUCAAGGGUAUUUUGAUGCUGAUGGAACCGUGCGAUCACAUCCUCGAGACCACGUUCCCGCUGAGACGCGAUUCUGGCGAUUAUGAGAUGAUCACCGGCUAUCGUGCUCAGCAUUCUACUCAUCGAACACCGUGCAAAGGAGGUAUCCGCUUCUCAAUGGAUGUCUCGCGAGACGAAGUUAAGGCUUUAUCAGCUUUAAUGACAUUCAAAUGUGCAUGCGUCGACGUGCCCUUCGGAGGUGCGAAAGCGGGUAUUAAGAUCAAUCCUAAGAAUUACUCCGAACACGAGUUGGAGAAAAUCACCAGGAGAUUCACGUUGGAAUUGGCGAAGAAGGGUUUCAUCGGACCUGGCGUCGAUGUUCCCGCGCCUGACAUGGGCACCGGUGAACGAGAGAUGUCCUGGAUAGCCGACACCUAUGCGAAGACUAUCGGCCAUCUCGACAUUAACGCUCACGCUUGUGUCACCGGUAAACCUAUAAAUCAGGGUGGUAUUCACGGUCGUAUCUCUGCGACAGGGCGUGGAGUAUUCCACGGCUUGGAGAACUUCAUCAAUGAGGCUAAUUACAUGAGCAUGAUUGGUACCACGCCAGGCUGGGGAGGCAAGACGUUCAUUGUGCAAGGUUUCGGUAACGUAGGUCUGCAUUCCAUGCGUUACUUACACCGCGCCGGUGCCGCUUGCAUCGGUGUAAUCGAACACGAUGGGUCCAUUUACAACUCGGAAGGCAUCGAUCCGAAGGAAUUGGAAGAGUAUCGCAUAGAAAACGGCACUAUUGUCGGCUUUCCCGGGGCUAAGCCGUACGAGGGCGAGAAUCUUAUGUACGAACCAUGUGAUAUAUUUAUACCUGCUGCCAUAGAGAAAGUAAUUACCAAAGAGAACGCCGGACGUAUCCAAGCAAAGAUCAUCGCGGAGGCUGCUAACGGACCGACCACUCCCGCUGCGGAUAAGAUCUUAAUCGACAGGAAUAUACUCGUGAUUCCAGACCUGUACAUUAACGCCGGCGGUGUUACGGUCUCGUUCUUCGAGUGGCUCAAAAACUUGAAUCACGUGUCGUACGGCCGUCUGACUUUCAAGUACGAGAGAGAAUCUAAUUAUCACCUCUUAGAAUCGGUGCAGGAAUCUUUGGAGCGCAGGUUCGGUCGCGUCGGUGGCCGUAUUCCUGUUACGCCGUCUGAAGCCUUCCAGAAACGUAUUUCCGGUGCUUCCGAAAAGGACAUCGUCCACUCCGGUUUGGAUUAUACGAUGGAAAGAUCCGCCAGGGCCAUUAUGAAGACUGCCAUGAAAUUCAACCUUGGUCUCGAUCUGAGGACGGCCGCUUACGCAAACUCGAUCGAGAAGAUAUUCACCACUUACUCGGAAGCUGGUCUCGCUUUCUAAGUAUUAGUCAUAAUAAAAUGAAACGCAGCGAAUAAUAAAGAAGGCCCCGAGAACAGAGUCAGUUUUACCGUAUGACUGCAAGAAGUGACUCCGUAUCGCUCAAGGGACAACUCAAGGAACAGCUGUUGAUCGCGACGAGCCGCUGCGACGAACACUGUGACUUGUAGACUCGUUUACGAAACUACUGAAUACAUUUCGCCCGAUAAAGUUAAGGGCCCAUCAAACGGUCAAACCAUUGUGAGCCACCGCUUACGCGGUGGGCUCGUCGGUGUGGUAAUCGGUUGUGACAAAAUACAUGAAUAUGAUAAAUAUAUUGGCUCUUUGUUUUUGUUGCAUUAUUAUGUGAGAUAAAAAUAUAAUAAAUGCACCUGGGUCUUUCUCUGAAUCCUCGGUCAGCUGACCGUCAGCUCACUUCAUUCAGUCGAACGUCGGAUAUCUCGCAUGUAUUGUCAUGUUGGCUGUGGUAACAAAUUACCGCCCAGACUCGUGAAUAAUGAGUUUCUCUUUUACGCGCGCGCUCUCCCAAUUUCAUCUUCGGUCGAGAAAAGUACGUUUCGCAAACGAGUGUACAUUUAUCAUUCGUCACGUUCUCUGCAUCGUAUAUAGCAAUUUGCCUAGUACAUACACAUAUAUAGAAGAUUGGUGUAAAAAAAAAAAUUGGAUAUAUAUCACGUUACGCGUUACGCGAAAUCGUUGAAGAGACACUAUGAUGAUGAGCGUUGGAGAGGAGGAAGACACAUCGACCUCUGUGUCGGCAAGAACAGAUUAUUGAACAGUCGGAUACAAGACCAGUGCAUUUUUAUAUUUCACUUUUUAUGCAUAUAUCGUUAUAAUAUACAUACAUAUAUAAGAUCGCGACACGGUCGAGUCGGACAGCUAUUUGUAAUCCGCCAUUUUUUCUCGAAUGUACAACAGUGUAACGACAACGUACGAUAUUCUAUCGUCGAUCGCGCCAACACAAAUUGAAAGUAUUCGCGAAUGUUAUAAUCUCGCUACGAGAGAUCAUUGUUAUUAAAGUAAGAUGAGAAGAGCAGCGAUGUAACACAAUAGCAAUAUGGUAUAAUUCGAACGUUAUAAGACGCACGUGUAAGAGAUCCUGUUGCGGAAAAAGUAUAAAGGACACGCCAAGAUGUACUCAAUUUCGAAACAGCUUGCGAUUCGUGUGUACGCCAUCGAGACGCCAUCUUGUCAACGAUAUUUGACAGACGUUUAACAGACUAUUUAAAAACGGGUGUGCCAUUGUUUCGAUUGCAUUUUAAAUCAUGAAAAUAAAUCAACCGAUGGGGUUAUGACUGCAGCACA